AACAAUCAGAUAAUAUAGAUAGUACAAAUGCUGACAAGUUAUUAAUUAAGAAAAUUGUUGACCUUUCAAGUCCAGCAUUUAUUGGCAAUAAUAGUUCAUUUUUUGAACAAAAUAUGAUAACAAAUAAUGUUAUACAACAAAUGGGUUCAGGAAAUACUAAUUAUAAUCCUGCAAGUAUAGUGGCUCAGGUUUUUAGUAAAAAGAAUGAUUUGGAUAUAUAA
Messenger RNA from Racocetra persica, 221 nucleotides. The record is from the annotation of a GenBank genome assembly. NCBI's taxonomy places the organism in Eukaryota, Fungi, Glomeromycota, Glomeromycetes, Diversisporales, Gigasporaceae.